AUGAACUGGAAGCGAGAAGUAGAGGGAUGCUCGUCGGGGGACGUCUCCCAAGUCGCGCUUGGCUUUCUACGUACCGACGGUGCCUUCGUCGCUUGGACUGGCGAGUCUACAGAAAAGUGGUGUAAGUGCGCUGAGGAGCGGACAGAGUCGGAUUCUGAACGCCAAGAGGCCACAGCACGAAACGUCGCGAGAAACGGCGCCAAGAGCUGCAGCUGA
Molecule: messenger RNA, 216 nt
Organism: Klebsormidium nitens
Lineage: Eukaryota; Viridiplantae; Streptophyta; Klebsormidiophyceae; Klebsormidiales; Klebsormidiaceae
Source: the annotation of a GenBank genome assembly